AUGGCGGAUGACUUGGAGCGGUUACUGGAUGAAGUGGAGAGGCGGCUCUGCCGCCUGCCGGGGCGGGAGGCGGCGGGCGGCCACCGGCACGGCGACGGCGAGGGGGCGGCGGCGGCAGCGAAGGCGAAGGAGGGCAGAUCAGCUAAACUGUUAAUGAGUGCUGGCAGCAGUGAAGAAGAUAUAGAUGACAUUAUUGAUGAAAUCUGUAAUGACAGCAGCUUUACCAAAACACCUCUGAAAUUGAAGUCUAAUUCUGCAAGUCUCACACCUGAAAGCAAUAGUGCUGUUGUACAGGCUCAUAGGAAAAGAUGCUGUCCAGUGUACCUGGGUGGAAGCACUUCACCAUAUGGCAUAGGAACAAAUAUUUCAAAAAGAACAUGUGAUCAACUACGUUGUACUGCUUGCGACUUCCGUGUGUCACUUUUCAAUGACUACAUCUGGGAUCAGUCCUGUGAUUAUCUUUUUUUCAGGAACAACAUGCCUGAGCUCAGUAAACUAAGAGCAAAGAUGAUAAAGAAGAAAGGAGCACGAGCAUAUGCUUGUCAGUGCAGCUGGAGAUCCAUUGAUGAAUUAACUGACCUCCAAACAGACCAGCAGCUUCGGUGGGUUUGUGGUAAACAUGCAGAAUGAAGUCCUUUUGUGUGUGGUACCUACUUCUGUGGAAACAGGUCAUAAACCCAAUUUGUUUCCCAUGCAGUUUUCUGAGAACAGAUGGAAACCUGAAUACUUAUAUCUAGAAAUAGAUUAUAACACCCAGACUUCAACCUGAAAACUUUUUUUCAAUUUAACUGUCUUGCAAGCAAUACGGGGAGUUCAAUUAUUAGAAGAAACAACCAAUUUGGAGGCUUUCUGGAAGCUAAAUGAGGUUAAAGCUCAUACUCAGUAGUGUUAAAGGAAGAGGAAAC
Molecule: messenger RNA, 905 nt
Organism: Gymnogyps californianus (California condor)
Lineage: Eukaryota; Metazoa; Chordata; Aves; Accipitriformes; Cathartidae
Gene: CFAP418
Product: cilia and flagella associated protein 418
Exons: 6
Coding region: 1-630 (209 amino acids)
Cellular component (GO): cytosol
Source: RefSeq, a predicted model, not a curated record